AUGGCAGGCGCGGACAGCGGCAUCGGCCGGUCCGUUGCCGUACACUUUGCCCGGGAGGGCGCCGCGGGUGUUGUCGUGUGUUUUCACACGCACACUGAGGACGCGGAGGAGACCAAGCGACUGGUGGUCAAGGAGGGAGCGAGGUGCACGCUCAUUUCGGGCGAUGUGGGCGACAGCUCCUUUUGCAACAAAGUGGUCGACGACACCAUCAAGGAGUACGGCCGUAUUGACGUGCUGGUGAACAACGCUGCGGAGCAGCACCCCGCGGACGACAUCACCACAAUGGAUCCUGAGCGCAUCCAGAGGACUUUCCGUACAAAUAUUUACUCCCAGAUCUUCCUCUGCCGGGCGGCCUGGCCGCACCUGAAGCGAGGCGCCUCCAUCAUCAACACCUCCAGCGUGAACGCCUACGCGGGCCACUCCCAGUUGCUGGACUACACUGCGACCAAGGGGGCCAUCACCGCAUUCACAAGAGCCAUGCACAUGAUGGCGCUCAGCAGCGGCAUCCGGGUGAACUCGGUGGCCCCCGGCCCCAUCUGGACACCCCUCAUCCCCGCCACCUUUCCCGAGGAGAAGGUGAAGAGUUUUGGAUCCAGCACCCCGCUGGGCCGCGCCGGGCAGCCCAGUGAGGUGGCCCCGUCGUACGUGUUCCUGGCGUCGGAGGAUUCGUCGUACAUCAGCGGCCAGAGUCUGCACCCCAACGGCGGCCGAGUCGUCAACGCUUGA
Messenger RNA from Volvox carteri f. nagariensis, 726 nucleotides. RefSeq lists its product as uncharacterized. Lineage: Eukaryota; Viridiplantae; Chlorophyta; Chlorophyceae; Chlamydomonadales; Volvocaceae. The transcript is spliced from 8 exons. The record is from RefSeq and is a predicted model, not a curated record. The coding region runs from base 1 to 726 and encodes 241 amino acids. Gene Ontology annotation, molecular function: oxidoreductase activity.